AUGACUUCUCCCAGGCCCGCAGCACCAGAGACCUCCAUCUACAUAGUGGGCGGCUCGGUAUUUGGUCUGUCUACUGCUUUGCAUCUCUCCCAUGCUGGAUACAAGAACAUUACCGUGUUCGACCGCGCGGCCACUUUACCAUCACCGUAUGCAGCGAGCAACGAUCUGAAUAAGAUCAUCCGAGCCGAGUACGGCAUCGGCCACGCAGAGGAUGACUUCUACACUGAACUUGCCCUGCGAGCCGUAGAGUUCUGGAAGGCACCGGACGACGUUGGCGGAUGGCGCAGUUGUUACAGUGAGGUCGGGUAUCUCAGAGUGGCGAGCUCUGCGACGAAAUCGGGAGCCGUACAGAAGGACCUGGAGUAUUUCACGAAGCCGCGAGAGCCGGCAAACUAUGAUAGUCUCUGGUUCCCCGACGAUUCAUUUCAAGCUGUUCAAACUCCCCACGACAUCCAUACCGCUGCACCACAGGUGAAGAACGUCAACUUUGACAAGCAAUGGCGAGGAUACUUGAACAAGCAUGGCGGGUACGCGCUGGCGUCGCAGGCGAUCCGGCUCGCGUAUCGGCGCUGCUUGUACUUGGGUGUCAAGUUCGUGCUGGGCGAAGACGGUCACAUCACGUCGCUUGUCACGGAAUCACCGCAAUCGCAGUCAGUCACGGGCGUACGUGCAGCCAGUGGUACGGUGCAUACUCACCCAUCUGGCAAGCCGAGUCUCACUAUAUUAUGCAUGGGUGCACAUUUGCCUCGUGUUCUAUCAGCAGCGGCUUCACAGGUCACGGCGAAGGCGUGGUCGGUGGCUCAUCUCGAAUUGACAGAGUCAGAAGCCAAAGCUCUAGCGGGUGUGCCGGUCAUGAACUUUUCCGAACUGGGGUUCUGGAUGGAACCUCUGUUCGUGAAAGAACGCGAAGAUGGUACCGAGUCAGUGGAACGUGUUCAAAGCGAUACAUCAGAACCAAAGGGUCGGUCGUCACGAAGAUCAAGAACAGACGGUAAAUAUCUCCUCAAGUUUGCUUGCCACGGCGGAGGGUGGACGAACUUCCAAAACCUCGAGGGAGCCACGCCAAGCGGCACACGGACGGUCUCGUGUUCGGUGCCACCAACAAAUGCAACGUCCCUGGUCCCACCAGCCGUCGACGAGGCACAGCUUCGUAGGUUAGUCAAGGCAUCGCUCCCGGCCUCGCUCCACGAGAGACCCUUUGUGCGCAAGUCAAUGUGUUGGUGCGCGGACACAACGAGUUCGGAUUUUGUCGUCGAUUUUGUCCCCGGGUACCAAGACCUGAUCUUGGCCGGCGCGGAUAGUGGGCACAUGUUCAAGUUCUUGCCUACUGCUGGCGAGUGGGUUAGGGAGUUGGUGCAAAUCGGCUAUCAGAAAUACCCAAGAUGGACGUGGAAGGCGGCUGAAGAAGAAGGGCAGAAUGGGAAAGCGACCGUUGCGUGGAGAGAGGGCAAUGUCAGGGAUCUGAGAGAGGUUCAGAGUCAUGGCAAGUCUCGAGUUUCGAAGUUGUAG
Molecule: messenger RNA, 1509 nt
Organism: Exophiala oligosperma
Lineage: Eukaryota; Fungi; Ascomycota; Eurotiomycetes; Chaetothyriales; Herpotrichiellaceae
Exons: 1
Coding region: 1-1509 (502 amino acids)
Molecular function (GO): sarcosine oxidase activity; saccharopine oxidase activity; flavin adenine dinucleotide binding
Source: RefSeq, a predicted model, not a curated record